AUGGCGCGGCUGAAUGGAACUAAACUUGGCGCGUUUCGUGCCUACUUCUUUGGCUUCUUCGUCUGCACGGCCGGCUUCUUGUUUGGCUAUGACACUGGAAUUGUUGGCGGCAUUCUGACCUUCAAGUCCUACGAAAUUGACUUUGGAUACACCGACAAAACGACCGUGAGCGCAGUCAUGGUCAGUUUGCAGAACGUCGGCGCGUUCUUGUCUGCCUUAUGUGUGUUUCCCCUCUCGGAGCGCUUCGGGCGCAAGAAGACCAUCCAGACCGCGAUGUCGGUCUUCUGCCUAGGCGUCAUCCUGCAGGUCGUCCCCUCGCACUCCCUGGUCUGCUUUUAUAUCGGCCGUUUUGUAUCCGGCCUAGGUCUGGGCGCGGGUACGGCCGUCGUGCCGACGUACAAUGCGGAGAUGGCGCCCAAGGAGAUUCGGGGCAUGCUGGGCUCAGGCGUGCAGUGGCUCUUCGCAUUGGGAGUCAUGAUUAGUUAUUGGAUCGACUAUGCGGUCGAGCAGACCUUGCCUGUGUCGUCCAAGCAGUGGCAGAUCCCGGUCGGCUUGCAGUUGGUGCCGGCAUCGGUCCUAGCCCUAGGGCUGUUCACUCAGCCGGAGAGUGUUCGGUGGUUGGCUAAGAAGGAGCGCUAUGAGGAAGCAUGGAAAAGCCUGGCAUGGAUGCGUGCCAGUGAAGGCCCCGAGGUCCGCGCCGAAUUCAAUGAAAUCAAGGUCGGCCUGGCCGAGGAGUUGCGGGCCACGGAUGGCGUGAAGAAGCGCGAACUUCUUGAGCCCGCCAACCGGUAUCGCCUCUUGCUCGGCAUUUUUAUCUUCUGUGGCCAGCAGUGCACGGGUAUGACGGCGCUGGCAUACUUUGGACCGCAAUUCUUCAAGCUGCUAGUCGGCAAUGAUAGCAGCCGCUCGCUGCUCAUCACUGGUUUAUUUGGUGCCGAGAAGUUCGUCACCGUCGGCAUCUAUAUCCUGUUCUUCUCUGAGAAAUGGGGUCGCAAGCCAACCCUCUGGAUCUCCGCCCUGCUGAUGGCGGUCUGCUUCGUUAUCGUCACGGUCGUCAACAACACCACCCCCAAGCCGCAGCAAGAAGUGACAUCGUCGGGUAUUGCAACCGUUGCCAUGAUCUUCCUCACCAACUCCAUAUAUCAGUUUAGCUGGGGCCCGUUGCCGUGGCCAUAUACAACGGAGAUCUUCCCAACCCGUAUCCGCGAGAUUGGGUCCUCCGUCUCGGUCUCAACCCAAUGGCUCUUCAACUUCCUCUUCUCCCUAGUAACUCCUUACAUGCAGAGCGCGUGGGGCAGUUACACGUUCCUAUUCUAUGCUGCACUAGACGUCAUCAUGGCGAUCUUGGUCUGGUUCUUCGUCAAAGAGACUAAAGGCAAGAGUCUGGAGGAGAUGGAGACCAUCUUUAACAGCAAAGCUGCGUUUGAUGUUGAGAUUGCGAGGCACGAUGGUGAAGAGGUGCUCGAUAAUGUAUCGGCGUUGGAGGUGCACAAUAAGGAUGCCGACUCCUCCGACAAGAUCGACAAAGUCGAUCAGGACCGGACCUGA
Penicillium macrosclerotiorum is the source of this 1548-nucleotide messenger RNA. RefSeq lists its product as uncharacterized. Gene Ontology annotation, molecular function: carbohydrate:proton symporter activity. The transcript has 4 exons. The record is from RefSeq and is a predicted model, not a curated record. Gene Ontology annotation, cellular component: membrane. Bases 1 to 1548 code for a protein of 515 amino acids. Gene Ontology annotation, biological process: carbohydrate transport; transmembrane transport. Lineage: Eukaryota; Fungi; Ascomycota; Eurotiomycetes; Eurotiales; Aspergillaceae.